AUGAGACAUGUCAUUUCUGUGGAUGGAACAUUUAUGAAAUCCAAAUUUCAAGGUACAUUACUUGUUGCCACAUGUCAAGAUGCAAAUCUUCAGAUAUAUCCUCUUGCAUUUGGCAUUGUUGAUUCUGAAAACGUUGCAUCAUGGACUUGGUUUUUCAAUAAGUUGUUUCAGGUAACGGGUAUGUUGGAAGGGCUUGUUUUCAUUUCUGAUCGCAAGGAUAUCAUUGGUAAUGCUAUAAAGAUUGUUUAUCUUUAUGCACAUCAUGAAUGUUGCAUGUGGCAUCUACAACUAAACAUAAAGUCAAAUUAUCAUAAGACCGAUAAUCUGCCAUUGUUUAUGGCAACUGCAAAGGAGUAUAGUUUGAUUAAUUUUGAAAAAUCAAUGGCAAAUCUAUAUUGUAAAAGUACGGCAGUUGGACAAUACAUGGAAAAGAAGGUUGGGUAUGAAUUUUGGUCCCGAGCACAUUUCAAAGGAAUCCGUUACAAUAUUAUGACAACUAACAAUGCAAAAUCUUUGAACUUGUUAUUCAAGAAUGCUCAGGAGUUUCCAAUACUUGAUAUGGUUGAGCAAAUAAGAAAAACUUUACAGAAAUGGUUUUAUGAGAGACACAUUGAGGCUAAAAAAUGUGCAACUACUCUAACCCUGUCCAUUGAGGAUAAAAUAUGUAAAAAGUAUGAUGAUGCAAAGCUUCCUUGCAAACAUGCACUUCCAGCAAUGAAAUUUAAGGGAAUAUCUUGUUACAGUUUGUGCUCACCUUAUUAUACUAGUGCUAGUUGGAAACAAGCAUAUGCUGAAUCAUCACUGUUUGUUCAGACCAAAACGGCAUUUGGUCGUUUUAAAUGUAUGGGUGUUAUUUCUACUCAUUUCUUGUUCAUUUUUGUUCAUUCAGGUAAAAAGACAGCAGCACAGCUUGUUCGAACCAAAUCUGAUUGA
This is a messenger RNA of Olea europaea var. sylvestris, 933 nucleotides long. RefSeq lists its product as uncharacterized. The coding region runs from base 1 to 933 and encodes 310 amino acids. The transcript is spliced from 4 exons. The record is from RefSeq and is a predicted model, not a curated record. NCBI's taxonomy places the organism in Eukaryota, Viridiplantae, Streptophyta, Magnoliopsida, Lamiales, Oleaceae.